Molecule: messenger RNA, 1840 nt
Organism: Hydractinia symbiolongicarpus
Lineage: Eukaryota; Metazoa; Cnidaria; Hydrozoa; Anthoathecata; Hydractiniidae
Product: transmembrane emp24 domain-containing protein-like
Exons: 3
Coding region: 665-1408 (247 amino acids)
Biological process (GO): intracellular protein transport; Golgi organization; endoplasmic reticulum to Golgi vesicle-mediated transport
Cellular component (GO): endoplasmic reticulum-Golgi intermediate compartment; Golgi apparatus; COPII-coated ER to Golgi transport vesicle
Source: RefSeq, a predicted model, not a curated record
UUUUUUGAACAAAUUUCGCAAAAAAAUCUUUCGCGAAUCGAAGAAAAAGGCUAUUCUCGGGUUAAAAACUUUCGCGUGUUUUAAGUCGGCUAUGAUUUCGCGUGAAAAACUUGUGAUUUGUUGAGACAAAAAUUGAUUUCGCGUGAAAAACUUGUGAUUUGUUGAGACAAAAACUUUCGCGAAAAAGGUCCAAAAAUGCGAAAAAUGCAAAAGUUUUUGCCCGCGAAAAAUUUCUGCCCGCGUAAGUAGUGAGGCGUUAUUUUUUACCCCUUACCCUUUUCAACGAUUCAUAUCAAUACAAAAAACAUGCACUUCAAAAAUAAUACUAUUAAAAACUCAUACACAAACCGGUUUGCAUGAAUUUCACCUUAAUCAGGGACAGGAAAAAAUGUAAAUAGAAGGUUUAAGAUCGAUGUUGAAAUACAUUCAAUCUCGAAUCUGCGGUGCCUUUUUAUGUCUUUUCACCGCACAAAUGCAUAAUUUUGUAUAUAUGUUACGAAUAUUGUGAUAAAUUCUGACAGUAUGUAUAUAAACCGGUUAUCAUGCAUAAUAACAAUACCUCAACCCAACCCUUAUACAUAAUACCCGCAGAAUAUACAUAACUUUCAAUUGAUCACAUUCUCUCUAUGUAUUUUUCUUUAUAGGUUUUAGUACAUAAACCGAAAUGGUGUUAAAAGAAUUUUUAUAUGCUUCCAUGUUAAUCCUAGUAUUACAAUACUGCCAUGGUAAUUCUCUGAGCAUAAUUAUUCCAGCCAAUAGGCAGGACUGUCUAUAUAUGGAAAAAGAACAUGGUGACCGAAUGUUUGUUGACGUGCAGAUAACAGAGGGUCGUAAAAUUGGUAUAAGACUUAUCGGUCCCCGACAAGAGAUUAUCCACAACGAAGAAAAAGUAGACGGUCUACGACUAAACGAAAAAGUAUCGGCCCCGGGAGAGUAUGCAUUUUGCUUCUUAAAUACACAUUCUUAUACGGAACCGGUCACGGUACAUUUUGAAUAUGACAUGCAUGAGGAAGAUGGCGGUCAUGAAGCUAGGCUGGAUAAACAAAUCAAAGCUGAAAAGAGAAAGUUUGUCUUAAAACAGAUGGAGAAAAUGAAACCGAAGAAUCAAAUAGAAAGAGCUGCGCAUGCGUACGAGACACAAAAGGACGACAUCGAUAACAGCACAAUGGGUGCUAUACAGGAAACGCUAACGCUGUUGUCACUCAACCUCGACACCAUUGAUACGCACAUGCGCAGAAGCACUGCUAAAAUGGCGUUCUCACACUACCUGCAAAAACAAAACAAUUCUUGGGUAGCCUACUUUUCAUUUGCAACUUGUCUAUUGAUAAUAGCAAUGGGAUGUAUACAAGUUAUUGUGCUGAAGGGAUUAUUCAAUGGGAAAAUGUCAUUGAAGAUAUGGCAAUUUUGAGAUUAAAAACAACUGUUUUUACGAAUGUGUUUAAGAUACGCGUAAAAUUAAUUUCUGUAAGGUGUCGGAGAAACUUAUCUUGAUUGAUAUUGUCAUUUAUAUUUUAUAAUAUAUAGUCCAAUAUUUUAUAUUAGUUUUUAUGAAAAAACGAGUUUUUGUAUUACUAGCUUUGAAACAGAAAAAAUAACAAGAAUAAGAAACAAUGUGGUAAAAACAAAUCUAGUCUCUAGACCUUCUUUUUUCGUAGCUGACACGGAAGAAAUUACUUUUGCGACAGAAAUUUAUCAGGGGAUGUAGAGUAACACAAUUUUGCAGAGACUGAAUUAGUCCCCGACUAAGUACCGACAUUAUGGUUGAAUGGUUGGUUUGGGAACAUGUUUAACCGUAUUCGAAACUGUUGCCAUGGAGGAUUAUUUGUAAAGCCCUUAAAAA